Molecule: messenger RNA, 1508 nt
Organism: Phaethon lepturus (White-tailed tropicbird)
Lineage: Eukaryota; Metazoa; Chordata; Aves; Phaethontiformes; Phaethontidae
Gene: RMND1
Product: required for meiotic nuclear division 1 homolog (S. cerevisiae)
Exons: 11
Coding region: 11-1360 (449 amino acids)
Biological process (GO): positive regulation of mitochondrial translation
Source: RefSeq, a predicted model, not a curated record
GAGGGAAGCAAUGAGACUGAAACUUCUGCACCUUUGGACUAGAUCUUUCCACGCUUUAACAACAAUAUGCCGAUGCCAAAGCUUUAAUAAAACUGGAUGUCCACUAUUACAGCAGGAUAAUGAAGUUGACAGAACCGCUCACAGAACAACGAAAUCUUGGAAUUUGUAUGAUUUGAAAACUGCUUCCCCUUGUUUAACAAGUCGUUGUGUGCAAGUCAAGAAUUGGCAAUUGCUCCAAGGAAAUGUAUUGGCUUUGGGAAAAAAUGUUUAUUAUCAGAGUGGGGAGGUUUUUUUUCCAUCCUGGAAAUAUUUUGGUGUGGCGAUGACGGAAAACUACAAGCUCAAUACAGAGUGUAUUAAAAAGCUUUGGAACAUAUCAUCACAAUUUUACUCGGUUGUUUCAGCUGGUAAAAUUAUUCCAAAACACAGUAACCAGCCAGUGAAGAGGCCACCAAAGGCACCAAGGACCAAGCAGCCAUCCAGAACUAACCAGCCACUACUGUCAGAUAUGGAGAAUCUGAUGCAGUGCACAGCCUUUGCAACAGCAGAUGAGUAUCAUCUUGGUAAUCUGUGUCAUGACCUGACUUCACAUGGAUAUGUUGAAAUAACAAGUUUGCCUAGAGAUGCUGCAAACGUUUUGGUGAUUGGUACUGAGAAGUCUGCAAAAGAAGAUGAUCCUGGCAUGAUUUUUUUCUUCAGGGAAGGGGCUGUUGUGUUUUGGAAUGUGGAAGAGAAAAGUAUGAAGAAUGUCAUGCAAGUGCUAGAACAGCAUGAAAUUCAGCCGUAUGAAGUUGCACUAGUCCACUGGGAGAAUGAAGAGAUGAACUAUAGAAUAGGAGAAGGUCAGUCAAAGCUUCAUAAAGGAGAAAUCUUGUUAAAUUCUGAGCUGGAUAGCGAUGAAGUUGUUCUGCAGAAAUUUGCCUUUUCAAAUGCCCUUUGUCUUUCUGUGAAGCUGGCUAUUUGGGAAUCAUUAUUGGAUAACUUUGUGGAAUCUAUCCAGUCAAUUCCUGAGAUACUGAAGUCACGAAGGAAGGUGAAAUUGUCUCAUGCAGAUGUAAUGCAGAAAAUUGGAGAACUCUUUGCAUUAAGACACCGUAUAAAUCUAAGUUCAGACCUGCUAAUAACACCCGACUUCUACUGGGAUAGAGAAAAACUGGAAGAGCUUUAUGACAAGACUUGCCAGUUCCUCAACAUUAAUCGUAGAGUUAAGGUAAUGAAUGAAAAGCUUCAGCACUGCAUGGAGUUGACAGACCUAAUGCGAAAUCACCUGAAUGAAAAGCAUGCUCUGCGCCUCGAGUGGAUGAUAGUAAUACUCAUUACCAUAGAGGUUCUGUUUGAACUUGCAAGGGUAGUUUUCUGACGACAGAAUAAACUCAGGAAGAAGAAAAUUGACAAAACCAUAAAGACCACAUGGCCCAGAAAAUUCCUGUCUAUCAUACACUUCUGGAAAAUAGUGGAAUUGUGUCUCUUGAUAAAUAUGUACAUCUCUUACUCAAAUAAAAAAAAAA